Alternaria alternata is the source of this 1516-nucleotide messenger RNA. RefSeq lists its product as hypothetical. The transcript has a single exon. NCBI's taxonomy places the organism in Eukaryota, Fungi, Ascomycota, Dothideomycetes, Pleosporales, Pleosporaceae. The record is from RefSeq and is a predicted model, not a curated record. Bases 196 to 1371 code for a protein of 391 amino acids.
ACGGGACGCCAUACUAUGAGUAUUGUGUGCCACCAUGAACCUGCGCGAAGAGUUCUUAAUCUUUCGCAAAUGUACCUGACCUAGACUAUUAACAUCUUUCCUCAACUGAUCAUGGCACGAUAGUCAUUUGCAUUGUGUAGAAGAGAAGUAUCGUACUCUCUAUCGCAAAAGGCAUGGAAAGAAGAAGGAGCAAUCAUGUACCGAUACACUUCGGCUCCUCCUCUCUGCUCUUCAACAUACCUCUACCCUUACCCCUAUCCUCACAACCUCGCAGCAAGAUCAUACGACACAACUUACAUGCCCAGACCCUACUCACACACUGAACCAAGUCGCUACAGUUCCUACUACGAAACAUCGUACUCACGACCGAGUACAUCCCACAGGCCUGUGCAAACCAGUACCUGGAGAUACGUUAGACCCGUACAAGCACCACAGCCGGACAGAACUCCUCGAAAGAGUAGCCUCAAGAAGACGGCGAGCAGGCACGUACAUUUCGACCUACCGCCUGCUCAAGGCAGUUCGAGCAGGACGAUCAGGAUAGCCGAGGAAGAAAGGCAGAGGGAGAGAGAACACGCAAGGGCAAAGGAAAGGGAACGGGGACGAGAUCAAGAAAGAGAGAGAGAAAGCAGAUACUACAUACCGCCCCGAUCCACCACCUUACGACAACGUUCACCCUCGGAAAGAAUGCCUAGAAAGCAUCACCAGUCCUACACCUCAACCUACGAGUACGAUUCCCAACUCCACCACCAAGAACGAUACCGCCGCACCACCUCACCUAUACGCACCAGCCUACCCAUAUCGCACUCGACAUACACAUGUGUGCCACCACAACACUACCAGCAGCCCUAUUUCCACUCCAAAUCCCCACCACCGCCACCCCCCACCCACCCAACCGUGUACAUAAUAACCUACGCCACAGACCUAGUCCGCUCCGAAUCCACAAUAGCCAACCUCCUCUCCACCCAAGUCCCACGCCGCUCCCCCCCAAUCCCGCACCUCUACACCAUCGAUGCGCGCCACAUACGUCCUCCGCCUCCUGAGCUGUGCAGAGAAUACUCUGGCAUCAGUAAACGGAUACAGGAUGUUGUCAUAGAAGAUGGCGACGCGAGACGAGCGGCUCACAGGGCAGUGGAGAGGCUAUUGCGGUUUGGAGAGGAGGAGAGAAGGAGCACGAGGUAUGGGUCUGGUGGGGGGAGCGUGGAGGUGAGUAUGAGUGUGUGUUGUCAUGCAGGUACACAUCGGAGUGUUGCUAUUGCGGAGAGGAUUGCGCAGGUUGUCAAGAGUGAGGUGAGGAGAAUGGGGUGUGGAGAGGGUGUUGUGGUUAUUUGUCGGCAUGUUCAUCGUGUCAAGGGGUGCAAGGAUCCCUUUUGAGACAUCUGGUUGGAUUCCUUGCUUGAUGUUGGGAGGAUGAGGUAUUGACUAGGUUGGGGAGCAAAGGGAAAGAUGUUUAGUUUGAAAAGUAGUGUGUGAUGCACUAGAUUGCUGGAAAUCGGAAUCUCAUAUUCAUUCUUCUUAC